This is a messenger RNA of Drosophila grimshawi, 5044 nucleotides long. RefSeq names its product contactin (gene Cont). The transcript is spliced from 8 exons. Gene Ontology annotation, molecular function: cell-cell adhesion mediator activity. The record is from RefSeq and is a predicted model, not a curated record. Gene Ontology annotation, biological process: homophilic cell-cell adhesion; axon guidance; dendrite self-avoidance. The coding region runs from base 211 to 4512 and encodes 1433 amino acids. Gene Ontology annotation, cellular component: axon; plasma membrane. NCBI's taxonomy places the organism in Eukaryota, Metazoa, Arthropoda, Insecta, Diptera, Drosophilidae.
UAAAUCGUGGCUUGCGCAUAUCUAACUGCCACUUUUUGUUGGAAUUGUGCCUAGUUUUUGUUUUUCUUUUAAUUCACAUAUCAUUUUCAAGUGUUUACUGCUUAAUUUAUGCACAACUGAAACUACGAAUUUUGCUGAAAACCGAAAAAUGUGCCUUUAAUAUUGAACGCAACGCCAGCUGGAGCACUUCUCACCAAUUGAAUUCGACUCAUGAAACUAAACCAAGCCACGAUGUCAACGAGGAGCAGCAGCAGGUUAAUUGCCUGCUUAUUGUUGCUACUAGCAACGACGACUCAGUCGCAAGUGCAACAAGCGCAACAACAACAAAUGCAACAGCAACUGGGACAACAGCAGUUGGGACCGCAAUCGCAGCCGCAGUUGCAGCAGCCGCAGCCCUAUCAGCCCAGCUACAACAAAGAUUAUGUGCCACGCUAUAACCCACUCUACACGGGCCAGCAACAAAAUCCGGAAACAACGCAAUACGAGAAUCCCCUGCUGGACUUUAACAAUCAGCCAAACAAUCAGAAUAACUACAACAACUAUAAUAAUUUUGAUAACAAUCGCCAGUUGGGCGGCGGAAGCGGUGUUAAAAUUGGUGGACCAGGAAGUAUUGGAAAUGUGGGUCCCCAGUACGAUCCCUUCAAUCGGAAUACGGUGACCAGUAGUAAUGCUGGCUUGGGUGGUUAUCGCGACAUCUUCACCGAUGAGAAUAACUUUUGUCCAGAACAUUGGAUCUCAUAUCGUCAGACUUGCUAUCGUUUUAUACGCUCCCCAAAGCGAAAUUGGGCGGAGGCUAAGAAGAUAUGCAAAGCAUACACAUCGGAUCUGAUCAAUGUGGAUAAUGUGGACAAGCAUGCCUUCAUUCUGACCAAUCUCAUUUUGCAGAAUCAGCGACAGAAUCGUUUCUUUAUCUCUGCCAGACAGACGGGUCCACAGAACUGGGUGAAUGAUGAUAGUACGCAGCUGGUGCAAAUUGAGGAUUCGUUCGCCUUCGAUGAGCAGCAGGCUCUGGAGAAUGAGGAUCUCAAUGAUAAUCGUUUCCUUGUGCAAAACGAUCCCAAUAAUCCCAACUAUAAUCGUAACUUCAAUAAUCCCAAUCAAUACUAUAAUUCGCAGACGAGCCCCAAUAAUCUCAAUCAGCGCAAUCAAAACAAUUUGCGUGGCUACUUUGGUCCCAAUCAGCCGUAUGGCGACAAUGGCUAUAAUCGGGAUCGUGUGGUUUAUGCAUACUCCAAGAAGCGUGAUCGCUGGAUGUUUAUGCCUGCCUACGAAAUUGAAUUGAAUCUGUUUAUAUGCGAAUCCAAGGCACUCUACAAUCCCGACAACGUGAACAUUAAGCUCGAUGACAAGCGACCCUACACAUAUGGCCUCGAUAUACGUGAUCUGGAGCGGAUACCACGUGGUCCGUACUUUGUCAAGCAACCGAAUGACACCACCUACGAUGUGAACAAGAAUCGUCUGAUCAACGAUGUCUCAUUGAGCUGUUUGGCUGGUGGCUAUCCAACGCCCACCUACGAAUGGUAUCGCGAGGUCUACUUGAAUGAUACGCUCGAAUAUAUCAAAAUUGAACCGUUGAUCGUCGAUCGCUAUACCAUCUCCGGUGGCAAUCUGAUUAUCUAUGAGCCCAAGCAGGCCCUCGAUCAGGGCGCCUAUCAUUGCGUUGCGGAGAAUAAAUAUGGACGUGUUCGUUCGGAGAGUGCCCAUCUAAAUUUCGGUUUCAUUAUGGAGUUCAAUUUGAAGCGUUCGGCGGAGACGAGCGAAAUGAAUUGGGGCAAGUCAAUUUUUUGUGAUCCGCCGCAACAUUAUCCGGCCAUUAAAUACUAUUGGGCUCGUGACUAUUUUCCCAAUUUCGUCGAAGAGGAUCAACGCGUGUUCGUCUCACACGAUGGCGCCCUGUACUUCUCCUUCAUCGAGACCGUGGAUCGUGCCAACUAUUCGUGUACGGUUCAAACUCUCGUCUCGGAUACGGGACGCAAUGGACCGUUUUUCCCGCUGCGCGUUACUCCAAAUAGCAAUUAUCAAUCGCUGAUCUUUGCCAACACCUUCCCGAAGGUCUUUCCCGAGGCGGCAGUUGCCGGCGAUGAGAUUCGUUUGGAGUGCAUGGCCUUUGGGUAUCCCAUACCCUCGUAUAAUUGGACACGUCAGGGUCAGCCGUUGCAGCGCAAUGCGUACACGACCAGUUAUGGCCGUGUGCUGAUCAUCAAGAAUGCCACGACCAAUGAUAAUGGCCAGUAUACGUGUAGUAUUACGAAUCCCCGGAAGACGCUCGAGAAAUCCAUUUAUAUCAAUAUACAAAUGAGACCGGAAUUCACGAUACCGUUGAAGGAUAUGAUUAAGGACUAUAAUAGCGAUGUCACCUUCAUUUGUGAGGCCUUCUCCAUUCCGGAUGCGAAUUAUACGUGGUAUAAGAAUGCCGAGCGUCUCGAUCCGUUGACCAUCAAUCGGGAUCGCUAUGUCAUCCAGGAUAAUGUGCUAACCAUUAAGUUCCUGGAGAGGGAGAAGGAUGAGGGCAUGUAUCAGUGCGGUGCACAGAAUCAGCUCAAGACAUCCUUCUCGUCGGCCCAGUUGCGUGUGCUCUCCAUGAAGCCAUCGUUCAAGAAACAUCCACUCGAAUCCGAAAUCUAUGCCGUCUACAAUGGCAACACGACCAUUGUCUGCAAUCCGGAGGCAGCACCUCGUCCCAAAUUCCAAUGGAAAAAGGAUGGGCAAUUGUUGGGCUCGGGUGGACAUCGUCGAAUUUUGCCCAGCGGCACGCUCAUCAUCUCGCCUACAUCUCGCGAUGAUGAGGGCAUGUACUCGUGCAUUGCCUCCAAUCAGGCCGGCCAGGAUGAAUCCCAUGCUCGCGUCAUUGUGCUGCAGGAAAUUCGUUUUGUGCAGACGCCGCCACAGCGCAUCGUUUCCCGGGAACAUGAUCUUAUCUAUCUGCACUGCGAGGCUGCCUACGAUGAGCUGCUGGACAUUGCCUACGUUUGGAAGCACAACGGCGAGAUUCUGCGCAACGAUCACGACGGCACUCAGCGUAUUAUUGUGGAUUGGAACAGUUUGACGGUGCACAACACAACAAUGCGUGAUGCUGGCGAUUACGAAUGCGUUGUUCAGUCCGCUGUGAAUGAGAUAACCACGAAGACGAAUGUGGUUAUUGAGGGUGCACCGGGUGCUCCUGGUGGCGUCCAAGUGAUCGAAAUUGGCAAGACGAAGGCCAUCAUUGAGUGGGUCGAUGGUGUCAACAAUGGUCGUCAAAUACGCUACUACAAUAUACUAGGACGCACCAAUUGGAAUCGCACCUGGGUGAAUGUGUCCACGCAUGUGCAGGCACGUGAAGUGGAUCGUUAUACAUCGCGACAGCAGGCGGAGGUGACCAAUCUAACGCCGUGGUCCUCCUACGAGUUCAGCGUGACGGCUGUCAAUGAUUUGGGCAUUGGCACCCCAUCGACACCGUCGCCCAUUUACAGCACCUACGAUGAUAAGCCAUAUAUUGCACCACGGAAGGUGGGUGGUGGUGGUGGCAAAAUCGGUGAUUUGACAAUCACUUGGGAGCCACUGUUGCCGCAGGAGCAGCAUAGUCAUGGCAUACACUACAAGGUAUUCUGGAAGCUCAAAGGUGCCCUCGAGUGGGCAACGGAUGUCAUCAAGAAGCAAGAAAAUGUGGGUGUGGCAGUCGUCAAUAUACCCCUGAAUAACUACUACACGGAGUAUGAGGUUAAAGUGCAGGCCAUCAAUAGCAUUGGCAAGGGACCGGAGAGCGAAACGAUUGUUAUACACUCGGCGGAGGAUAUGCCACAAGUGGCGCCACAAAGACCAUUCGCCCUGGCCUACAAUUCCACCUGCUUCAAUGUGUCCUGGAGUCCCAUCGACAUGUCGCGCGAGAAUAUUCGUGGCAAACUCAUUGGACAUAGGUUAAAGUACUGGAAGACCGAGCAUCAGGAGGAGGACUCCGUUUACUAUCUGUCACGUACGACACGCCCCUGGGCGUUGAUUGUGGGUCUGCAGCCGGAUACGUAUUACUUUGUGAAGGUUAUGGCUUACAAUGCGGCUGGCGAGGGACCCGAAAGCGAACGUUUUGAAGAGCGCACAUAUCGCAAGGCGCCGCAGAAGCCGCCAUCAUCGGUGCAUGUCUAUGGCAUAAAUCCGUCCACGGUGCGCGUUGUGUGGCGAUAUGUUUCGCCAGCGCAGGAUGAGGAGCCCAUUGAAGGCUAUAAGGUGCGCAUUUGGGAGACCGAUCAGAAUAUGAUAACAGCCAACAAUACGAUAGUGCCUAUUGGACAGAAACUGGAGUCGUUUAUCAAUACACUGACGCCCGGCAAGAGCUACAAUAUGCGUGUCCUGGCCUACAGUAAUGGCGGCGAUGGACGCAUGUCCAGUCCAACGCUACGCUUCCAAAUGGGCAAAACGACAAGAAAUGCGGCAAAUACGCGACACGCCCACAACAUCAAUACGGCGCUGAUAAUGAGCGUCUUGUUGUUUAUCACCACAUUUUUGUAUAACAACAAUAACAACGCCAACAACAACUAGAGGGAAUAGCAGUCCAUAAUUUCAGCUAUUAAUUAGGCAAUAAGUAAAUCGAAAAGAAACAAACAAACAAACCGUCCGGGUUAGUUUGCAGAGCGCACAGCUUUACAAACACAACACAAAACACACAAACUUAAGUCUCGUUUAGAUUUUAAUCAGCAACACAUUCCGUCUUUACUCAAGUAAUCUCAGCGAAUUGAACAUAUAUGCAAAACAAAAACAUAAGCAAGUGACCUUAUAUAUAUAUACAUAUAUAUUAUAUACAGAUAAGUAGUAGUGCAUAUUAAUUGACAACAACAACACACACAAAAACUUUAUAUGUAUAUUUGAUUAUAUAUGUUUUUUCUAUUGGAUUUACCAACGAACGAUUGUAUAAUUGUAGCAUAAGCGUAAUGUCUAUCCAUGUAACGCCAUUAUCAGUUUUUGGUUUCGUCCCAAUUUUGUAUUAUGUAUUUAAUAUUAUUGCGUCCAUUAUACAAAACAUUUAUCAGCUAUAAUAAUAAUAAAACCAAAUUUGAAAUAUUUUUAGUUCAAA